CCUGCUGGAGGUCCACCCACCCCUUUAUCUUUCUUAACAGCCCUCCCAUCCACACCCAUCCACACCCCGCACGCGCACACACACUCCUACACCUCAGCCCUUAGCGUGUGUUCUCAACGGCUCUUAGGAAGUGGACGCGGUUAGGUCCAGAUGUGGGAGGCUCAGCCAAAGCGGGGGUGGGGUGGGUUUGCUUUUUCCACCAUAGUUAGAGCAGAUUCACCGGGGAAGGCGCCUCUCCUGAGAGGUGUGAGGGCAGAAUUUACAGCUCCCCGCAGUGACACAAGUGUGUCUCUGAGGAGUACGAAGUGGUACCGGCAGCUGGAGAAGCAGGGAUGUCUGGUAAGAAGAGCCCUGCUGCAUCAGACUAACGUGGGUCCAUCCAGCCCAGUGGCCGCUUCCCGUAGCAGUCAAGCCGGAUGCUGCUGUGAACCCCACAAGUGGGGCACAGGUCUCCACUGGGUCAGCCUCCCCUCCCCUCCUUGGUGCCUGCUGCUGGGAAGAGAAUGCACCAUGGACCCUUUGUCUGAUCCAACAGGACUCUUCAUCUUACCGCCCCCAGCCAGAAAGUUCACAAGCUGGGCGUGAAGGUGAUGUCAUUCCCCCCAUUGUUUGCCCCCGGUGGACUGCCUUUGAGCAUGGAGGGUCCAUUGAGCAAGCAUGAUUAACAGUGAUUGAUAGGCCUCCUCCCUCUCUGCCAUGGGUUCUCACAUCCUUUUUUGGGUGUGUGCAUAUUUAAGUGAUCUAAACCGGCCGAAACAUGCAGAAAGUAGAUCUCCAGAUGUUUUGGAGUUCAGUUCUCAGCAUUCCUGACCACUGGCCAUGCUGGCAAGUGCUUCUGGGAGUUGUCCAAAACAUCUGGAGAUCUACCUUUUGUCCACCCCUGACCUUAACCAGUAUAACCUUGUGCGGCAGUGAAUUCCAUUGGUUUAUUAUGGUGCAUUGUGUGAAGAAUGGCUGGGAGAAGGUGUGUCCCAGGAGUACAAGUUGAGAAGUACCCAAUUCAUACCUCAGCUCUGGCAUGAGUUUAUGAGAUGGCCUGAGGGGAGCUACUGAGUCUCAGCACCAGUUCCCUUCUCAUGGAGAAGGCCCUACUGAGAUGAAGUGUCCAAACUGGUGUUGUCACUUGAAAAACGUAUGAUUUAAGCCUAUUUACUUGCUUUGGAUCUACAAGACUGCAGACCUAUGAACACUCACCUGAGCAUUUUCAACAUGACUGAGGGAACAGACAGCCUCCACUUCCAGUUUGACAACUACGGCGACUCGAUGCUGCAGAAAAUGGACAAGCUGAGGGAAGAAAACAAGUUCUGCGAUGUCACAGUCCGCAUCGACGACCUGGAGGUGCCCGGCCACAAGAUCGUCUUUGCUGCCGGCUCGCCCUUCUUGAGGGACCAGUUCCUACUGAACGACUCCAGGGAAGUGAAAAUCUCCAUCCUGCAGAGCUCGGAAGUCGGGCGGCAGCUGCUUCUGUCCUGCUACAGCGGUGUCCUGGAGUUUCCCGAGAUGGAGCUGGUGAACUACUUGACGGCAGCGAGCUUUCUCCAAAUGAGCCACAUCGUCGAGCGCUGCACGCAGGCCCUGUGGAAGUUCAUCAAGCCGAAACAGCAGAUGGAAAACAAAGGGCAGGAGGAGCAGCAGACUCACUCUUCAGAACCCAAGGAGCCCCCGGGGGCCGGGCAGGAGGAGGAGGAGGAGGAAGACGAGGAGGAGGAGGAGGACUCCUUGCAGCCUGGCUCCCCUUGCCUCCAGCCCUCUGAAGACAGCUUGGACAUGGAGGACAGCGACAUCCAAAUCGUGAAAGUGGAGUCCAUCGGGGAGGUGUCAGAGGUCAGGAGCAAAAAGGACCAGAGCCAGUUCAUUUCCUCGGGGCAGCAAAGCACCCUCCAUUCGUCGGAGCCCCAGCACUCCCUGAUCAAUUCCACGGUGGAGAACCGGGUGGGGGACGUGGAGCAGAGCCAACUCCACAACUACGCCCUCUCUUACACGGGGGGCGACGGCCUCAUCAUGGCUUCCAAAGACCUGUUUAGCCCCAGCAGCCGGGGGGCGGACAAGGGCCUGCAGUGGCACCACCAGUGCCCCAAGUGCACCCGCGUCUUCCGGCACCUGGAGAACUACGCCAACCACCUGAAGAUGCACAAGCUCUUUAUGUGCCUGCUGUGCGGCAAGACCUUCACGCAGAAGGGCAACCUCCACCGGCACAUGCGGGUGCACGCGGGGAUCAAGCCCUUCCAGUGCAAGAUCUGCGGGAAGACCUUUUCGCAGAAGUGCUCCUUGCAGGACCACCUCAACCUGCACAGCGGGGAUAAGCCCCACAAGUGCAACUACUGCGACAUGGUCUUCGCGCACAAGCCGGUCCUGCGGAAGCACCUCAAGCAGCUCCACGGCAAAAACAGCUUCGACAACGCCAACGAGAGGAACGUCCAGGACAUCGCGGUGGACUUCGAUUCCUUCAGCUGCAGCUCAGGGACGGACUCGAAAAGCGGCCCGCCGGCCGACCCCAGCCAGGUGCUGGAUGCCGGGAAGCUGGUGCAGGCGGUGCUCAGUUUACGGAGCGAAAGCGCCUGUGGGAAUUGAAGCGGCAGUUCACCAGCAUCGGAGCACGGAGAGCCGUCAAAGAGCCGCUUUGGACUUCGACUCGGGCACCAGCCCCUCAAGCUCUACUGAACGAGCGGCGAGGGCUGAACCCCCAAAAUGUAGCAAGUCUUCGACUCCUGUCCUAGAGGGACGUGGCGCCUUAGAGGACUCCAGGCAUCUUUGUUUCCAUUGUGAAAAGAACACCGUGGCUCCAGGCCUGCCCCCGCCGGUAUUUGGAGAGGCGGCACUGGCUAAAGCCCUUUUUCAAAGGCUGGUUGGUGUGUCUCAUGGGCUCCUUGUGGGCCAGUGUACGGAUCAGCUGCGCCCCGUCACGGGUGACUUUUUGAGCUAAAAAAACACUAAACUGAGUUCUUGAAAGAAAGAAAGAAAAAGCACUGGAUAAAUGUAAGCUCUUGAUAUUUGGUAGUCCGUCUGGGAUUUUUUUUUAAAAAAAAAAUUAUAUUGUUCGUUAAAACCAU
Molecule: messenger RNA, 3050 nt
Organism: Elgaria multicarinata webbii
Lineage: Eukaryota; Metazoa; Chordata; Lepidosauria; Squamata; Anguidae
Gene: ZBTB26
Product: zinc finger and BTB domain containing 26
Exons: 2
Coding region: 1183-2571 (462 amino acids)
Biological process (GO): regulation of transcription by RNA polymerase II
Molecular function (GO): DNA-binding transcription factor activity, RNA polymerase II-specific; protein binding; RNA polymerase II cis-regulatory region sequence-specific DNA binding
Source: RefSeq, a predicted model, not a curated record